Molecule: messenger RNA, 579 nt
Organism: Hippopotamus amphibius kiboko
Lineage: Eukaryota; Metazoa; Chordata; Mammalia; Artiodactyla; Hippopotamidae
Gene: WFDC2
Product: WAP four-disulfide core domain 2
Exons: 4
Coding region: 100-420 (106 amino acids)
Biological process (GO): antibacterial humoral response; innate immune response
Cellular component (GO): extracellular region
Molecular function (GO): peptidase inhibitor activity
Source: RefSeq, a predicted model, not a curated record
ACCAGGAGCACCGGGAAGGAGCCCGGCAGAAGCUUAGCCUUUCUGGAGACAGAGAAGUGAGGAUUUCCGGGGCGGAAGUGGGGAGUCCCACGAACUAAAAUGCGGGGAUCCCUGGUGCCUAAAGGCACCAGAGCAGAGAAAUCAGGUGUGUGCCCGACGCUAAAGGCUUACGAGAAUUGCACGCAGGAGUGCCUCUCGGAUGGGGAAUGCGCGGACAACCUCAAAUGCUGCAAGGCCGGCUGCGCCAACGUCUGCCAGAUGCCCAAUGAAAAGAAGGGUUCCUGCCCUCAGGUGGACAUCGCCUUCCCCCAGCUCGGCCUCUGCCUGGACCAGUGCCAGGUGGACAGCCAGUGUCCUGGCCUGUUGAAAUGCUGUCUCAAUGGUUGCGGGAAGGUGUCCUGUGUCACACCAGUCUUCUGAGCUCCAGCCACCACAGCCAGAGGAGUGGGGGAGUGGAAGUGUCUGCCUGGCCCUGUCUGGCUCCAGCCCAGCUGCCCUCCUCCCUUCCUGGCCUCUGAGCUCCCUCCUGAGCUGCCACAGCUGCUUCUUUUCCAAACAAUAAAGUGACUGCUUCCAGCA